Rotaria sp. Silwood2 is the source of this 801-nucleotide messenger RNA. The record is from the annotation of a GenBank genome assembly. Lineage: Eukaryota; Metazoa; Rotifera; Eurotatoria; Philodinida; Philodinidae.
AUGCAUACGUUAACUAAAAUCAUUCGUCUAUUCAUUGAUGGUGUAGUUGAUGACGCAAGUGCAUCAAUCGUAGAUGUACGUGCUCGAUCUAUUGAUGAAGUCAUCGGAUGUCGAGUGUCUUCAAGUGGUCUUUGUACAAUUCAAGUUGCGCCUAAUAUACCAAUGGCAGAUAUAGAACUUCGACUUAUCAAACAUUUGACGUUUGACAACUAUCGUGCGAUGUUCGUCUUCGAUGCUGAAGCUCCACAUAUAACUCGUAUUGAAAUACUUUUGACUGGUGUGCACAGACUCAAUCAUCAUUAUGUUUCCGAUCGAUUAUAUCAAGGCAUUCAAGGACUUGUGUCAUGUCGUUUCAUGGAUAUUGAUGAUAAUGAUGAUAGUUGCAUCGAACUAAAAUAUGAUUCGAGAAAUCUAAGUCGCUUUGAACUACUAUCAAUCAUGUAUAGUCUUGGCUAUUCGGCACAAAUUGAUUCGAAUGAUACAAGUUUGAAAUCUGGCAUAGUUGUGGUACAAAUACGUAUUGAAGGCAUGCAUUGUAAUUCAUGUGUGUCGAAUAUUUGUGCCACGAUUGGAGAUCUUCCGGGUGCUAUUGAUAUUAAAUUGACAUUUGAAGAGAAAAUUGCCGUUGUAACUUAUGAUUCUCGCAUUUUAAGUCUUGCUCAUAUUGUAACUGAAAUUGAAAAACUUGGUUUCAAAGCUGCCGUAUCAACUGAUCAUUAUGAAAUCGGUUUGCCUCUCUUUUUUUACAAUACAGAUUCUAAAAAACAAUCACCACUCAUAAGAAGUCGUUUCUCUAAUUGA